Molecule: messenger RNA, 1761 nt
Organism: Carlito syrichta (Philippine tarsier)
Lineage: Eukaryota; Metazoa; Chordata; Mammalia; Primates; Tarsiidae
Product: PDZ domain-containing protein 2-like
Exons: 11
Coding region: 1-1761 (586 amino acids)
Molecular function (GO): protein binding
Source: RefSeq, a predicted model, not a curated record
AUGCUGCGUCGCUUUGAGCGCAAAGCCCCUUCUACUUAUAAUGGUAAUAGUAGCAACAGCUCUGAACCAGGGGAGAUACCGAACUUGGGGUUAGGUGACCGAAUUGCAAAAAAGGGGAAAAGAACAAGAAAGUUGAAGUUCAUCUCCAAGUCUUUUGCCAGCAAGUCCCCCGAAGAAUCCAAGGUGGCCAGUGACCUCAGUUUUGAGCCGGAGAAGGGCCCCAACCCUGAAGCUGGAAAUGGGCAAGACUUUCACGUGAAAAAAGGCAUAGAUUCUCUCAAGGAGAUGACUGGAUCCCACCUAGAAAGGGCAAAAGUGGACAGCGGGACAGAGCACAGACUUCCAAAGACAGACACUCCUCUGACCACAAACAAUGACAAAUGCCACUUCUCAAAAGCUAGGAAGACCGACUUCCAAUCGGGUGAUUGCCUGGUACAGGUGGAAUCACCUUGUAGACUUAUUCGGCCAUCCGUCAUUUCUGUCAUUGGAUUAUACCAUCAAAAAGGCAAGAGACUUGGCUUUACCAUUGCUGGAGGGCGAGACUGCAUUCGUGGACCCAUGGGGAUUUUUGUCAAGACCAUCUUCCCACAUGGAUUAGCUGCGGAGGAUGGAAGACUCAAAGAAGGGGAUGAGAUCCUUUCUAUAAAUGAAACACCAAUAAAGGGCUUGACCUUUCAAGAAGCCAUUCAGACCUUGAAGCAAAACCGGAGAGGAUUGUUUGUCUUAACCGUCAGCACAGAGUUGCUGAGCCCCGAACUCACGACCUCCUCAACAGCCACACACAUGAACAGAUCCGACUCCCCGAACUUCCUCAACAAUGCGGGAGCCUCUCUGAGAGGCUCUGAUGAAGGCAGUUCUUCAUUCUGGGGUCGGAGGACUCCUGGGCCUAAGGACAGAAUUGUCAUGGAAGUAACACUCCACAAAGAGCCAAGAAUUGGAUUAGGCAUUGGUCCCUGCUGCUUGGCUCUAGAAAACAGCGCUCCAGGCAUCUACAUUCACAGCCUUGCCCCAGGAUCAGUGGCCAAGUUGAGGAGCAACCUGAGCCGUGGAGAUCAAAUCCUGGAAGUGAACUCGAUCAAUGUCCGGUAUGCUGUUUUAAGCAAGGUCCAUACCAUCUUAAGCCAAUGCCCUCCAGGACCCGUACGCCUUGUCAUCAGCCGGCACCCUAAUCCAAAGGUUUCCGAGAAGGAAAUGGAUGAAGCAAUAGCACGCAGCACUACCCAGGAGAGCAAGGAGGCCAAUUCUUCUGGCUUAGGUUCCCUGUCGAAGAGUGCCUCUUUUGCAAAAAGGGAUUCCCCUGUUUCUGAAUCUGAUCGCUCCCCGGACUUCAUCCACGAUGUCCCUGGCCCCUUGUCAGACUUGAUGGCGGCCGGCUCUGAGGACGAGGAUUGCCCAGGAAGUGGCUACAGCAUAUCACAGGCCAGCACAUUGCCUUCCUGCACCUCUGGGCUGGAGAGAUCCCCCGACCUCCCUUCAUCAAGGAAGAAGGGGGCCACUCAUCCUGACCCCAGCAAACCCUUGGCAGACGCAGGUCAAGGCAGUCAACCCGAGCACCCCAGCCAGCCACCCAGGCUCUCCGAGUCCAAGCUCAUAAUUUCUGAUACACUUGCCCACAAGGGCAGCACAUUCCCAGGGGAGAAGACAGCAGUUCCUCCUGAGUGCAGCAAGACUCUGGCAGCUUCAGAAGACAGCUGGCCCUGCAGCACUGGUUCUCAAAACCUGUCUCUCUCAGUCUCCCGCCAUAUAACCCUUCAUGCCUGA